ACCACACGCAUUUACUCUCUCGUUGCGUAAGGAAACCGCCUACAUCUUAAGUUAACCCGCCUCUAGGGUUAGGAAAAUAUUACCACACACACAGUUACUCUUUCAUCGCAUAAGGAAACCGCCUCCUACCUCGCCGUUUUCUUCGUCUUCGCCGGACUCACCAUUUUGUCUAACCGGAGUCUUCUCUCCUGCUCUUCGUCGCACUCACCAUUUUACUAUUCGAUUGUGUCUUGCGCUGGAGUCUCCUUCUCUUAGUCGGAACGCAAGCGCCCGAGUCUUCUCUCGUCGUCGUCGGCGUCCGAAAGCAACCUCUUCGUCUGACUCAACAGUACUCAAGAACAGAAAAUCUGCUCAAGAACUACAUCCAUACAUAAAACCUUUCGCAAAGUGUUAUUGCUUACAAAAGAAAAAUGAAAAUGAAGAUGGAUGCUGGAUCAUUUUACAUACCCAAGCACCUGACUCCUCCAGGGCAGGAUGAUCAUUUCAUUUGUUCAGAGCAGAAUACCAUAGGAGUUGCAGAUGGAGUUGGUGGUUGGAGCAAGAAGGGUGUGGAUGCAGGCGAUUAUGCGCGACAAUUAAUGGAUAAUACUAUGACAGCAAUUUAUGAUCAAACCGAAGGACCUAUUGAUCCAAAGGGUGUCUUGAAUGAAGCUUUCUUAAAAACUAACCUCAAAGGAUCCUCCACUGCGUGCAUUAUCACCCUCACAGGCAAUAAAUUGCAUGCUGCUAACAUUGGAGAUAGUGGAUUUUUGCUGCUAAGAGAGGGUGAAGUUGUAUACCAAUCACCAGUGCAGCAACGUAGAUUUAACUGCCCAUAUCAGCUUGGAAAGAGCAGUGAUUCCCCCAGCUCAGCGCAGGAGCUCACUUAUUCAGUAAAACUUGAAGAUGUCAUUGUUGCUGGAAGCGAUGGGUUGUUUGACAAUAUGCAUACAAGUGAAAUUGAAGAAUUGGUGAAACAUGGUGUGGAAGAAAAGUACACCCCACAACAAUUAGCUUGGUCUCUAGCAUGGUUUGCUCACAGUUGUUCUUUAGACAAAUUAAGUUCUAGUCCAUUCGAAAUAGCUGCUGAAGAGGCAGGAAUGGAACACAUGGGAGUGCGCAGAGAAGUAUUGGAGUGAGAGCUCUAAUUGUGCUGCUUAUCAUAGGUGCAUUGCAAAGCUCUCAUGUAACCCUGAAGAUGCUAAAUGAUUCUUCUAUCCUAGUCCACUUUGAAGUUCUGUGCAAACUUCCAUUGCGAAUCAAAGGAAAAGAUGUUUCGUGGUCAAUGCGCUGCAUGCAAGAGCCUCCACCAAGAAUGCACAUCCGAGUGUGUGUUUGCACCACACUUUCCUGCAGACCACCCAGAGAAAUUCACAAACAUCACUGACUUGUUCGAUGUAAGCUUGAUUGAGAAAUCCCUCAGAGAACUCCAUCCCUCACAGCGUGUGGCCUUUAUAAAUGCCCGUGUAUUUGAAGCUAAUGCUUGGCUGGAGGAUCCGUUUUUGGGCCCUACGAAGCUCGUUAACAAUCUGGAACAGCAGGCGAAGGCAACUCCAACUCCAACUCAUUAGCAAUCUCAAAGAACAGGAGAAGGUGCUCCAGUUGGAGUUCUUGAGUCUCAAGGAGGAGAUGGCGCAGAUCCAGCCAGGCCCACCGCAACAGGGCCACUAUUAUCAUCAAGGAGAUGCUUGACAGCAGAGGAAGCUCGGCCGCAACAGCAUCAGUAAGUGCACCGCAGCAGCAAUAGAGUAACAUGAUGAUGAAUUGAGUAAAUAUUGUUUUGUUGGCCACGUUUUGAGGGUGUGGUUAAGAUCCCAAAAAUGUUCCUUUCAGUGAUAUAAUUGAUAGUUUGAUACCCAUAAUUUUAGCUUCCCAUCUAUUUGUGGCCAUUUGUCUUUGAAUUAGCUGUGCUUAAACUAUAUAUUCUGCAGAACCCAAUGGUCUUAGAGAGUUCUUAAUUUUGUGCCUUGUUUCCUGUUGCUCCAAUGACUUUUUCAAAUUUCUGUUGCAGCAACGGUCGAUUAGUUAGCAUGGGUUGGGCUUUUGUUUGGUUUCCUUUUGGGUAGUUCAGUUUUGGGCUUCUUUCUUGUGGGCUAAGCCCUUUUUCUGUAUAUUCUUUUUUUAUCUGUUAUAAUAUUUUCAUUUAAAAUAAAAAUAG
Cornus florida is the source of this 2137-nucleotide messenger RNA. RefSeq names its product probable protein phosphatase 2C 55. Bases 411 to 1118 code for a protein of 235 amino acids. NCBI's taxonomy places the organism in Eukaryota, Viridiplantae, Streptophyta, Magnoliopsida, Cornales, Cornaceae. The transcript is spliced from 6 exons. The record is from RefSeq and is a predicted model, not a curated record.